AUGCAAAAUGCAAGAAUCCCCCACUCAAGCCAAGCUCAGGAGCAAGACUGUUUACAAAGUCAGUGUGUCAGUGAUAAACAAGAAAUGACAAUAAAACGAGAAAAUGACGGCAAUGCAGAGGUGGAGGAAAGCCUCCCCUCUUGUUCCUCUGCCAGCGGACCAUCCACUUCUGCCGAGGGCUGUUCAUCAGAAGUUCUGAGGAGAGGGCCAGCCCUGCUGCACAUCGACAGACAUCAGAUACAGACGGUGGAGCUGAGUGCGCAGGCUCUUGAACUGCAGGGGUUGGGUGUGGAUGUGUAUGACCAGGACGUGCUGGAACAGGGUGUGCUUCGGCAGGUGGACAGCGCCAUUCAUGAGGCCAGCCGUGCGGCCCAACUUGCUGAUGCAGAGAAAGAGUAUCGCUCAGUCCUGGAUGACCUCACGUCAUGUAGGACAUCCCUAAGGCAAAUCAAUAAAAUUAUUGAACAACUUAGCCCUCAAGCUGCCACCAACAGAGACGUCAACAGGAAACUAGAUUCUGUAAAACGACAGAAGUAUAAUAAGGAACAACAGUUAAAGAAGAUCACGGCAAAACAAAAACGUCUCCAGGCCAUCCUUGGAGGAGCAGAGGUACAAGUUGAAAUAGAUCAUGCUGGUCUGGAGGAAGAGGAUACAGAACCGGGGCCAUCCUGUCUCGGCAGCAUGCUCAUGCCUGUCCAGGAGGCUGCUUGGGAAGAGCUCAUCCGCACUGGCCAGAUGACACCUUUUGGAACCCAGAUCCCUCAGAAACAGGAGAAAAAGCCUAGAAAACUAAUGCUCGAUGAAGCAUCAGGCUUUGAAAAGUAUUUGGCAGAUCAAGCAAAAUUGUCUUUUGAAAGGAAGAAGCAAGCUUGUAAUAAAAGAGCAGCUAGGAAAACUGCGGCCUCGGGCACCUCUGAGCUGAGCGCAACACUCAGUGAAAACAAACCAAGUGAGCGAAGCAAAGUUCUCUCGAAAGCAGAUAAGCGCUUGAGAAAGCACAUCAAGAAGCUGCAGAAAAGGGCUCUUCAUUUCCAAGGGAAAGUGGGCUUGCCGAAAGGAAAGAAGCCUUUGGAGUCUGACGUGAAGCCGAAGGCAGAGGGCACCUCUGAGAGCGAAGAGUCCGAAUACUUCCCCACGGAGGAGGAGCAGGAGGAGGCAGAGGGGGCUGAGCUGACCGGAGAAGGCCCUGACUCCGUGCUGAAACCUGUGCUCAAGCACCGGAAGCGGCAGAAAAAAGUCACGGUGCAGGAGAUGGGGGAUGACUUUUUUCCAAGUUCUGGGGAAGAAGCAGAAGCCACCUGUGGAGGAGGAGGUCGGAAAGUAGUGAGAUGCCGAGAUGAUGGAGAUGAAGAUUAUUAUAAGCAGCGGCUAAGGAGAUGGAAUAAGCUGAGGCUGCGGGACAAAGAGAAGUGUCUGAAGCUUGAAGGCGAUUCUGAGGAGAGCGAUGCCGAGUUUGACGAUUUUAAAAUCCCGGGUUUUCUGUUCAAAAAACUUUUUAAGUACCAGCAGACAGGUGUUAGGUGGCUGUGGGAAUUGCACUGCCAGCAGGCAGGAGGAAUUCUGGGAGAUGAAAUGGGAUUGGGCAAGACCAUCCAGAUAAUUGCCUUCUUGGCAGGUCUGAGCUACAGCAAGAUCAGGACUCGUGGUUCAAAUUACAGGUUCAAGGGGUUGGGUCCGACUAUAAUUGUCUGUCCAACGACAGUGAUGCAUCAGUGGGUGAAGGAAUUUCACACGUGGUGGCCUCCAUUCAGAGUGGCAAUUCUGCAUGAAACUGGCUCUUACACUCACAAAAAGGAGAAACUAAUUCGAGAUAUUGCUCAUUGUCAUGGCAUUUUGAUCACUUCUUACUCCUACAUUCGGCUGAUGCAAGAUGACAUUAGCAGGCAUGACUGGCACUAUGUGAUAUUGGAUGAGGGGCACAAAAUUCGAAAUCCAAAUGCUGCUGUCACCCUUGCUUGCAAACAGUUCCGCACCCCUCAUCGCAUCAUCUUGUCCGGCUCACCGAUGCAAAAUAACCUCCGGGAGCUGUGGUCGCUCUUUGACUUCAUCUUCCCAGGAAAGUUAGGCACGUUGCCUGUGUUCAUGGAGCAGUUCUCGGUUCCUAUCACCAUGGGGGGAUAUUCAAAUGCCUCCCCAGUACAGGUUAAAACUGCUUAUAAAUGUGCAUGUGUCUUACGAGAUACCAUAAAUCCAUACCUACUGCGGAGAAUGAAGUCAGAUGUCAAAAUGAGCCUUUCUUUGCCAGAUAAAAAUGAACAGGUCCUAUUUUGCCGUCUUACAGAGGAGCAACUUAAAGUCUACCAAAAUUUUAUUGAUUCCAAAGAAGUUUACAGAAUUCUUAAUGGAGAUAUGCAGAUUUUCUCUGGACUUGUAGCCCUAAGAAAAAUCUGCAACCACCCUGAUCUCUUUUCUGGAGGCCCCAAGAAUCUCAGAGGUAUUCCAGAUGAGGAACUAGAAGAAGAUCAGUUUGGAUACUGGAAACGUUCUGGGAAAAUGAUAGUAGUUGAGUCCUUGUUGAAAAUAUGGCACAAACAAGGUCAACGAGUAUUGCUAUUUUCGCAGUCAAGACAAAUGUUGGACAUACUUGAAGUAUUCCUUAGAGCCCAAAAGUAUUCUUACCUCAAGAUGGAUGGUACCACUGCAAUAGCUUCAAGACAACCACUGAUUACAAGAUACAACGAGGACACAUCUAUAUUUGUGUUUCUUCUGACCACUCGGGUGGGUGGCAUAGGAGUCAACCUGACGGGGGCAAACAGAGUCAUCAUCUAUGAUCCCGACUGGAACCCAAGUACAGACACACAGGCCCGGGAGCGAGCCUGGAGGAUCGGCCAGAAGAAGCAAGUGACGGUGUAUAGGCUGCUGACUGCAGGCACCAUCGAAGAAAAGAUUUACCACCGACAAAUUUUCAAGCAGUUUUUGACAAAUAGAGUGCUGAAAGAUCCAAAGCAAAGGCGAUUUUUCAAGUCCAAUGAUCUUUAUGAGCUGUUCACUCUGACAAGCCCCGAUGCAUCCCAGAGCACUGAAACAAGUGCUAUUUUUGCAGGAACUGGUUCAGAUGUUCAGACUCCCAAACGCCUUUUAAAAAGAAAACUUCUGCCAGCCUUUGGAACAGACCCUGAUGUUUCAAUAUGCAAAAAGUGCCCUGAUUCUAAUGCAUCUGCAAAUGAUGCCACAUCAUCUGAAGAGAAGUCUACAACGACAGGAGCUGAAGUAAAUGCAGUAACAUCUGAUCAAGUAACAUCUGAUCCUUUGAAAGAUGCCCCUCGAACGCCUAGAGAUCUGACUGGUGGUGAUGGGCCUGGAGAAGAGGCGAGUGCAGUGUCUAGACCAGAGGAGUCAUCAGUGAUUAGUGGACAUGGGGAAUGUUCAGAUUCUCCAGGAAUCAGCAAAAUGGAUGGACUGUCUAGUGAAGAAAGCAUCCAUGAAAAACAAGGUCUUUCUGACAAAAGAGAAAGCUGCCAGGCUCCAACAGACCCUCUUCGGGAGAAUAAGCAAACGGAAAAUAAUUUUUAUAAGCACAAGUCUAAAACAAAACAUAGUGCACCAGAAGAAGAGACCCUGGAGCACCAUCGCAGGCUGAAGCAAAAGCCUAAGAACUCUAAGCAUCGCAGAGAUGCCAAGUUUGAAGGAACUCGAAUUCCACACCUAGUGAAGAAAAGGCGGUACCAGAAGCAAGACAAUGAAAAUGAGAAUGAGACCAGCCAGCAGAGCAAUGACGAUUAUGUCUUGGAAAAGCUUUUCAAAAAGUCAGUUGGUGUGCACAGUGUCAUGAAACACGAUGCCAUCAUAGAUGGGGCCAAUCCAGAUUAUGUGCUGGUGGAGGCAGAGGCCAACCGAGUGGCCCAGGACGCCCUGAAAGCGCUGAGGCUCUCUCGUCAACGGUGUCUGGGAGCAGUGUCCGGUGUUCCCACCUGGACAGGCCAUCGGGGGGUUUCUGGUGCACCAGCAGGAAUAAAGAGUAGAUUUGGUCAGAAAAGGAAUUCCAACUUCUCUCUGCAGCAUCCUUCUUCAACAUCUUCAAAGGAGAAAUGCCAGGACGGCGUCACGAGAAAGGAUGGAAAGGAUGAUGCUUCUGAGCACUUCAGUGGAAAAGUGGAAGAUGCAGAAUCUUCACCUGGGGCCCUCUCUUCGUCUUCACUGUUGGCUAAAAUGAGAGCUAGGAACCACCUGAUUCUGCCAGAGCGACUGGAAAGUGACAGUGCGCACCAAGAGGCAUCUGCUCCGCCAUCUGCCAUCACGGAACACGAUGAUCUGCUGGUGGAAAUGAGAAACUUCAUUGCUUUUCAGGCCCGUGUUGAUGGCCAGGCCAGCACUCGGGAGAUCCUGCAGGAGUUCGAGUGCAAGUUAUCAGCCUCACAGUCUUGUGUCUUUCGAGAACUAUUGAGAAAUCUGUGCACUUUUCAUAGGACUUCUAGUGGUGAAGGAAUUUGGAAACUCAAGCCAGAAUACUGCUGA
This is a messenger RNA of Puma concolor (puma), 4455 nucleotides long. RefSeq names its product ERCC excision repair 6, chromatin remodeling factor (gene ERCC6). Gene Ontology annotation, molecular function: ATP-dependent activity, acting on DNA; ATP binding. Gene Ontology annotation, cellular component: nucleus. Gene Ontology annotation, biological process: transcription-coupled nucleotide-excision repair. The record is from RefSeq and is a predicted model, not a curated record. Lineage: Eukaryota; Metazoa; Chordata; Mammalia; Carnivora; Felidae.